Zingiber officinale is the source of this 1755-nucleotide messenger RNA. RefSeq names its product cyclin-D2-1-like. Gene Ontology annotation, biological process: regulation of cyclin-dependent protein serine/threonine kinase activity; mitotic cell cycle phase transition. Gene Ontology annotation, cellular component: cyclin-dependent protein kinase holoenzyme complex; cytoplasm; nucleus. Gene Ontology annotation, molecular function: cyclin-dependent protein serine/threonine kinase regulator activity. Bases 127 to 1056 code for a protein of 309 amino acids. Lineage: Eukaryota; Viridiplantae; Streptophyta; Magnoliopsida; Zingiberales; Zingiberaceae. The transcript has 6 exons. The record is from RefSeq and is a predicted model, not a curated record.
UCGCCUCUUCCUCUUCUUCGUUGUUGGCGCCGCUCUCUGCUCUUGAGGGACUUCUUCUUCUUCUUCUCCAUCUCUGUGGGGGGUUUCGGUGCUCCAUCAUGAUGGUGAGGAAGCCAUGAGGAGGCCAUGCCGCUGGACCACGCCGCCUGCUGCGACCUGCUCUGCAGCGAGGACGCCAGCGAGCUCGCCGACGACAACGGCGGCGAGGCCGCUGCGUGUCCGACGUACUCCGCGUUCCCAGACUACUCGGACGAGUCCAUCGCCGGGUUCAUCGAAGCCGCCGCGGACUACUCCCCCGCCCGCGACUACCCCGACCGCUUCCGCUCCAACUCUCUCGACUCCUCCGCUCGCCAAGAAGCCGUCGCCUGGAUCCUCAAGGUGCACUCAUACUACCAUUUCCGUCCGCUGACGGCGUAUCUUUCCGUGAACUACAUGGAUCGGUUCCUCUCUUCUCACCGUCUGCCUCAAAAUGAAUGGGCAUUGCAACUUCUCUCUGUGGCAUGCCUCUCUCUGGCAGCAAAGAUGGAGGAGACAUUGCUUCCAUCUUUAUUAGACUUGCAGGUUGAGGAUGCAAAGUUCAUUUUUGAGCCUCGGACCAUUCUCAGAAUGGAGCUUCUUGUGUUGACUGCAUUGAAUUGGAGGCUCCGAUCUGUGACGCCUUUCACUUUCAUUGAUUUCUUUGUACACAAGAUCGAUCCAGUAGGAAAAUACACGCGAUAUUUGAUUGCCUGGGCCACUGAAAUUACGCUCGCGACGAUGAAAGAUAUACGUUUCCUGAGUCACUGCCCGUCAUCACUUGCUGCAGCUGCUAUAAUCCGGGCAACUGAUGAGAUUAAGGGUCUGGGUUCCAUUAACGCGGAAACUGCAGCAUCUUGGUGCAUAGGAUUGACCAAGGAAGGGAUUACGAACUGCUACCAAUCACUGGACAAAGAUCCACAUAUGGUACUUUCACAACUAAAAGUGGCCUCGUUGAUUGACAGUGAGCAAAGGGCCUCUUCUCCAUCUAACAAAAGAAGGAAACUGAACAACUGCCCAAGGUUGGACAAUGGGCAGUAGAGCUGAUAAAAUCAAAUAAAAUUUUCCUUUUUCUUCAAGGGUUUUAGGAAGAACAGCCAAAUGUUGCUAUAAGGUGUAGGUUUUUUUUCUCCUUCUUCUUCCUUUUUGGGAUUUGCAGAUUCCUCAUCAUUUUUCAGAGUGGGGGAGGGGCUGGUCUGUGACAAUGUGCUAUUUUUUUGUUCUUUUUCUUGAAGUUCUUUCAUUUGUGGGGCUUUGCUAUUGAUGCAUAAGAUACAGUAGCAAAGUGUUUCAGGUCCUCAAGGGAGGGGGAUCUGAUCUGCCAUUGUGGUUUAAAAAAAAGUGUGAAGGACAGUCUUGUUUGUGUAGGUUGUGGGUGUUACCAAAAUCAAUGCCAAUGCCUGCAUUGAUUCUUGACUGAAGGACAUCAGCUGGUGGGUCUUCGUGCUGGUAACUUGUUCAUGGGCAAGCAAGACUACAAACUGUCAAAUUGAUGCCUGAGUCACGGUCGGCUGGACCGGCUGAUCAGUAUUCUCCUUGGCCUCUGAUAUUUGUUUCCUGUGUGAUUGUUCAUAUCAACCUGGAGGAAGGUGUCUGUUCAUCAUACUUCAGGCUACACAGCCUAUGGUUAAGGCUGCUAUGCUAAUCUUCUUUGUACAAAGGUCUUAGGGACCUUCUGAAUGUUGUGUUAUUCUAAACCAAUAAAAAGUUUACAUCUCUUCUGUUUACUGUUCAUGCAAA